AUGAAAGAAAUUUUACCAGCACUUUUCAAGGCUAUUGAAGGAUCAAGGAUUUCUAGCAUUGUACUCCUUGAAAAUUAUGCAGAAUUAAGAUGGUGCUUGAAUGACCUAUUGAAGAUCCUUGAUUGUAAAGAAGCGAUGAAACAAAUUGUUCUACCAAUUUUUUAUGAUGUAGAUCCACUGGAAAUACGGCAUCAAAAAGGAGAUUUUGGAGAAUCCUUUGAUUGUCUUGGAGAUAAGCUCAUUGAUAACGUAAAGAUGCUGAAGUGGAAGGCAGCUUUAGAAGAAGUAGCCAACUUGUCUGGGUUCGAAUUAGGGAAUAGCUACUUCCUAUGA
Messenger RNA from Carya illinoinensis, 333 nucleotides. Its product is annotated as TMV resistance protein N-like. The transcript has a single exon. The record is from RefSeq and is a predicted model, not a curated record. Lineage: Eukaryota; Viridiplantae; Streptophyta; Magnoliopsida; Fagales; Juglandaceae. The coding region runs from base 1 to 333 and encodes 110 amino acids. Gene Ontology annotation, biological process: signal transduction.